Molecule: messenger RNA, 1190 nt
Organism: Sphaeramia orbicularis (orbiculate cardinalfish)
Lineage: Eukaryota; Metazoa; Chordata; Actinopteri; Kurtiformes; Apogonidae
Product: protachykinin
Exons: 5
Coding region: 280-570 (96 amino acids)
Source: RefSeq, a predicted model, not a curated record
GUAACAGGUCAUGAAAUGAAGUCGUGUGACGCACGCAGGAUAAUUAUUGGAGACAUCAUCCACUCCAUCUGUGCGUAAAAGCGGCUGUGCGUAAAAAGUGCGUUUAAUGAAUGUAUUAUGGUUCAUCAGAGGGAGAUAUUUUUUGUCUCAGUGUUUAACGUAAAGUAGUAUCGAGGUGUGGAGUUACUCUGUACAGAUAGAUCGAUAUUGUGAGUGAUUUCCAUAGUGUGAUCAUCCAUUCAGUUGGAGACGUUUGACACGCACAGCGGCACAUUCUCAAUGGAGAUAGUCAGACUUGUUAUAGUAUUUGUUCUUAUCUUUACAAAUGUACUUUGUGAAGACACAGAUGUGGAAAACAGGAGGGAAUGCACCGAAGAGAACUGGGCAAACACAGAUCUAAUUCAAGAUUUGAUAGUGAGAAUGAUGAGAAAACCAGGUCUACAGCAAUAUCUCAGAUCCACAGGAAGGAAAAGUUCUGCAAAAACGCAGGCAUCCAGCAAACGACAUAAGUUUCAAACCUUUGUGGGUCUGAUGGGCAAAAGGAGCUAUGAGGACCAAGGACCCGUGUAAGGUGACCAGAAGACUGGAUCAACAUCUGUUUUUGCUUUAUUUUGCACUGUAUUCCAUGAUUAUGUUUAUUUAUAGGUUAUCAAGAAAAGAAAAAGAAAAAAAAAAACAAAAAACGUUCCGUUUAUUGACUCUUCAUCCAAACAGUGCCAUCUAGUGGUAAAACUAAGGGUUGAAAAAUGUACAAUAUAAAUUGCAAUUUGAUGAGAUUUUAUUUCUGUAAUGUUUAUUUUCCACAAUAAAACCCAUGUAACUCCUCUAUGUCAUCACAGGUUUAUUAAGUGACUUUGUACAAGUACAAAUGAAAAAUAAAAUUAAAAAUACAGAGAUGGAGUACAUAGCCAAAGCAAAAUGUGGUGGUGACUCUUCAUUUCCCACUCAUUCUUUCCGCAAAAGUUAUUUUUCCAAUGCGUCCAUGAUCACUGUUCUAUGCAAAAGUUUGUAUGUUUUCCAAACAGUGGACACUGCUCUCAAGUCUCUGAGGAUUUUCUAAACAUACAAAAGAAGUUGUUACUUCAGCUGGCUCGGUAUAUAUAUAUAAAAAUAAACUAAAGUGAAGUAUAACACUUAUGACAUUAUUAUAAAUGGUGGUCCAAGGCUAGUGGAAAUAGCUAAACACAGAG